AUGGAGCAAUUAAUUGGAGUGAUUAACGAACUUCAUGAUGCGUUUGCGAAUGUGAAGAUUAACAUUAAACUGAACCUUCCCCAGAUCGCGGUGGUGGGUUCCCAAAGCUGUGGGAAAAGUUCCGUUCUAGAAUCCAUUGUGGGCAAAGACUUCUUGCCCAGGGGCUCCGGCAUCGUGACGCGAUGCCCGCUCGUUUUGCAGCUCAUCCAACUUUCCAAGAACAACCACGAGGAGUGGGGUGAGUUUCUGCACAUCCCGAAUAAAAAAUUUUUCGUCUUCUCCGAUAUCCGAAAUGAGAUCGCCCGGCGGACGACCGAGGUCGCGGGGCCUUCCGCCAUCACGGAUAAACCGAUUAACCUAAAGGUCUACUCCGCGCACGUUCUAAACCUCACGAUGGUGGACCUACCUGGGCUUGUGAUGAACGCGGUGGGGGAUCAGCCGAAGGAUAUUGAUCGUCAAAUCAAGGAGAUGGUGACGCGGUAUGUCGCCCCGAAAAAUACCAUCAUUUUAGCCAUUUCCCCCGCCAACACCGACCUCGCUACGAGCCAAUCGCUCCGCCUUGCGCAUCAACUCGAUCCGGAUGGCAAUCGAACGGUGGGGGUGCUCACCAAACUCGAUUUGAUGGAUCGCGGGACGGAUUGCUAUGAUGUGUUGACCAAUAAAGUGCUCCCCCUUCGCCACGGAUUUGUCGGGGUGAUCUGCCGAAGUCAGCAGGAUAUUAACACCGAGAAGGGCAUGAAUGAGGCCCGCGCGUCGGAGCAGGAGUUUUUUCUCAACUCCAGCGUCUACGCCCCGAUCGCGAAUGAGCAGGGCACCACCUAUCUUAGCAAAAAAUUAAAUGUUCUGCUUCUGGACCACAUCCGCUCCGUCAUUCCGGACCUUAAACUUCACAUCGAGCGUUUGAUGGAGGGAACCACCAAACAAAUGGAAAAGUUGGGGAUGUUUGACCAGGGCAACAUCGAGCCCAGCGCGCAGUUGCUUUCGCUAAUUAAGCAAUUUAGCGAUAAGCUCAACCAAACCAUCGAUGGAGGGGCCACGGAUGCGAGCAAGGAACUUCUCGGGGGGGCCCGGCUGGAUUACAUCUUCCACGAGUGUUUUGCGGCCUACGUCACGAGUCUUUCGGCCCGAAAGGACCUGACGGAUGAGUAUAUUCGCAUUAAUACGCGAAAUAUGGCCGGCAUGCACGCCACCCUCUUCCCAUCCGACCAGGUUUUCGUUGCCCUUUCCAAACAGCAGGUCGGGCGGCUGGAGGAGCCCUCGCUGAAGUGCGUGACCUUCGUUUACGAGGAGCUCAUCAAAAUCGUCGAGAUCUGCGCGGGAAAGGUGGAGCGUUUUCAGAAACUCAAGCAGGCGGUAAUUGGGAUUUGCCAGUCGAUGUUGAUGGAAUAUCGUGGGCCGACGUCCAAUCACGUCCGCACCAUCAUCAGCGCCGAGCGCGGGUUUAUUAAUGUCAAACAUCCCCAGAUGGAGGAGCUCGCGCAGCGCGCCUUUUUAAACAUGUACGGCGACCACGCGAAAAGCAAGGGCGGAAAAGGGGACGGCUCGGACGAGGUAAACGGCAAUACCGAAAAGAGCGGAAAAGAAGAAAAAAACAAGGAUAAGGAUAAGGAUAAGGACGGGAAAAAGUAUGAAAAAAACAAAGAAAAAGGCAUCAUCGACUCCCUCGCCGCGCAGGGGGAUAAGGGGAAUAUGAACGACGUGCCGAGCCGGAUUUUGCUCGGGAACAGCAUGACAGUGCAUGAAAAGCACAUUAAUAAUGCGAUUCGUGAGAUGGUGGAAGGGUAUUUUAACAUAGUAAAAGGCAACAUUUCGGAUCAAGUGCCGAAGGCGAUUACUUUGCUCAUGGUCACGCGGCUGCGCGAGGAGGUUUAUGCCCGCCUGGUGCGCGAGCUGUACUCAGAGAAGACGGCGAAGGAGCUCCUCGCGGAGAAUCCCAACGUUGCGGCCCAACGUAAGGCGACCAAGGAAAUGAUGGAGGCGCUUACCAAGGCCCAAAACGCCCUCAACAAUGUCAGAGAAUAUUCCUUGAUUAUAUAA
Molecule: messenger RNA, 2037 nt
Organism: Phytomonas sp. Hart1
Lineage: Eukaryota; Euglenozoa; Kinetoplastea; Trypanosomatida; Trypanosomatidae
Source: the annotation of a GenBank genome assembly